Molecule: messenger RNA, 1973 nt
Organism: [Torrubiella] hemipterigena
Lineage: Eukaryota; Fungi; Ascomycota; Sordariomycetes; Hypocreales; Clavicipitaceae
Source: the annotation of a GenBank genome assembly
GGAGGCGGCGGGCCACCCUUCGCACUUCUCAAUUGUCCGCGCUGCAGAGAUCACUCUUCGGCUGCGAGAAGCCGUGUUUGCCAAUUGCCGGCGUCGCAUAAAGGCUCCGAGAGCGAGUGAUCAACCAUCAUCGGCAGCCACGGCGCCGCCCACAAUGUUGGCGUCCUGUAUGUACAGCACAGCACAGCAUGUUACAACUCACAACGCGGCGGCAUGAACGGGUUACAGCGUGCAGGGGACAGCUCGUUUGCAAUGAUGUUGUGGGUGCAUCUAAUGGGGCCACCGUCAUUGGGUGUGCCGUCUAUUCUCUGUUGUGCUCGGAGCGUAGCAUCCGCCCAUAUAUAAUGAGAUGAUGACUCCUAUCCCUGACAACAUGAGACGGCAACACAAAAUCAAUCAAUUUCGUCCUUCAUCUACCAUAAAAAGUAAACAUCGAUCAUAGUAUUUUCGUCCACCACAUUACCAUGGACUUUCUUGAAGCUCCCCAUACGCAGGUACUUGCUGUUGCGGCUGCGUUGGUCACUGGUGUAACUGUCUAUAAUACCCUAUCUACGUCUACGGCCAAGGUUCCAGGACCGUGGUAUACCAAAUGGACUGGUCUUGUGAAACACUAUCACACUCUCCACGCUAAUAAGCCAAAAUGGGUUCACAGUCUCCAUCAGCAGUACGGCCCUGUGGUUCGCCUCAGCCCCAAUGAGGUUUCUAUCAGUGAUCCCAAGGAUCUUAAAGUUGUCUACAACGUUAAGGAAUCAUUCAUCAAGUCUCAGUUUUACGAGGCCUUUGCUGGACCUCAUCUGAAUGAACCCAGUGUCUUCAGUACCAGGAACCGUGAAAGCCAUCGCAACCAAAGACGCCUUCUCGCAGGUGCUAUGAGCGAGUCAAGCUUGAAGCUCCUCUACGACGAUAUCUUCUCCUUGGCUGGCACUGCGAUUGCACGAAUGAGUGAGGAACUCUCAACCCGCGGUGUCAUUGACGUCGCCAAGUGGUGGCUGUUCUAUACUACUGAUACCAUUGGCACGCUCACUUUUGGAAGCUCGUUUGAAAUGCUUGAAUUGGGGAAGAAAACUCAAUACUCUGAAGAUCUUGCCACUCUCGGCAAAUCAACUGGUAUACGUAUCGUAUUCCCAUCCCUUUUCAGAUGGGCCGCGUACAUCCCUGGCAUUGCUCAGAUCUUUGGCGAAGCACAGAAUGCACUUAUAAGGUUGGAUGGAUAUGCCAUGACAUCCAUCAAACGCCAAGAAACAGCGGAGAAGGAGACACUCUUUUCAAAAAUCAUCCGCGCUAAAGACGAGGACAAGAUGGGUUACUCAGAGCUCAGGGCCAACGCACGAUCCUAUAUUGUGGCUGGCAGUGAUACCACCAGCACUACGCUUACCUAUUUGGUAUGGUCCAUCUGUGGCGACCUGAAGAUGCGUGAUCGUGUCGUGGAAGAAGUCAAGGGCCUUUCCGAUGAGUUCACCGACGCCGAUACCCGCCAGCUCAAGUUUUUGAACUGCGCCAUCAAGGAAACCCUUCGCCUAUAUAGUGCUGUUCCCGCCGGAAUGCCCAGAGAUGUGCCUGCUGGCGGAGCAGUAAUUGGCGGUUAUCACUUGGAUGCAGGAGUUACUGUUGCGGCUCAGCCCUACACUGUUAACCGCAACCCAGAGGUUUUCCCUAACCCGGAUGAAUUCAACCCUGAUCGCUGGCUCCAUGAGACGCGCGAGAUGAAUGACUCCAUUUUUACCUUUGGUGGCGGCUCACGAAUCUGCAUUGGCCUGCAUCUGGCUGAGAUGGAAAUCCGCGUGGCUGCUUCAAAGUUCUUCAGAGAAUUCCCCAACGUUUCAAGGUCGUCAAAGGAGGGCAUGACACCUGGUGAUAUGGACCCUAAACUAAUGUUUCUCAUGUUUCCCGCAGGAGGACGCUGUCUUGUGCAGAAUUAGUAGCAUAUGAGGAGUUUGUAGUAUUUGGAAAGUUAUUUUGAUUCAAAUGAACCU